AUGGGGCGCAAGCCUGCUUCCCCCUCGUUUCUAUCUCCGCCUGCAAGUGGCGUCCUUGCAGGGGCGGUGGUGCUGGCUAUCCUUUUGACGGCCACCUCGGCCCAACAACAGUCGGCUGAUGGAAAUCUCGGAUUCGAUUUCGUUUAUCAAAAUGCUCCCAUCGAGCUGACGCUGGAACAUCGACCGAAGCGAAGUCUGCAAAACCCUCACCCCUACACGGCCUCUGCCGCUGCUGCUCUUGCGCUCCAACAGCCGAUCGCGAGGCAAGCCGAGCCCACACCAAAGCUGGCUCCCAUCUCGCAGACGUACACGGCGCUCGACUGCUACGCCCGGUGGAAGUUCCGUGCGCUGUUGGAUGGUGCUGGGUACAAGGUGCACAACGACACUGUGCCCCUGUGCGACAACGGCGCCGAGUUCUAUGCGGUGAUCGGCGUGGGCACCCCGCCGCAGCAUUUCUACGUUCAGUUUGCCGUGCCGGCUGCGGGCUGCACGACCUGUGCGGGCCAUGCUGCGGACCGGUACAAGCGAAACAACUCCUCCACAGCGCACGGCUACUCGUGUGCAGACGUCUUUCACUGCACGGCCAUGCGGUGCUAUGGCGACACCUUCGAAUGCGGUGUCUUGCUCAAGGAGAAGCUGACGUUUGGCAAUCGCACGUUUGACGGCAUGUUCGGGGCCAUCUACGAGGCGGCCGGCACCUUCUCCGCCACCUACCAAGUGGACGGCAUUCUGGGCCUCUCCUACUUCUCGGAUCUCUCCUGCUUGCCCAACUGUGUACCGCCGCUGUGGGACAGCAUGGUCUCGGCAUUCAAUCUGCCGGAUGUAUUCGCCUUGGACUUGCCCGCACCGAACAAGGGCGUGGCCAAGCUCACACUCGGCGGCACCGGCCGCGCUCGACCCGAUGAUGUGCACUGGACGCCGAUCAUGCAGGAGAGCUACUACGUCGUCGACCUGAAGGAGGUCGACGUCGCGGGCGUACCGAUCAAAUAUGAUCCUGCCGACAUGGGUCAAGUCAUCGUAGACAGGAACAUCUUUGAAGCGCUCAAAGAGGGCUUCCUCUCGGGCAAAUGCACGUAA
Messenger RNA from Acanthamoeba castellanii str. Neff, 1077 nucleotides. RefSeq lists its product as uncharacterized. Gene Ontology annotation, biological process: proteolysis. NCBI's taxonomy places the organism in Eukaryota, Discosea, Longamoebia, Acanthamoebidae. Bases 1 to 1077 code for a protein of 358 amino acids. Gene Ontology annotation, molecular function: aspartic-type endopeptidase activity. The record is from RefSeq and is a predicted model, not a curated record. The transcript is spliced from 8 exons.